AUGCCGUCCUGGAAGAGACAGCGGCAGCAGGGCCAGUCGAAGGCGUGGUCGCUGCAUGAUGCGACGGCGGCGCAGCCGAUUGGACUGGGAGCGAAGGCGGCGGCACGCUGCGGCAAAAGCUCUAAGGCGGACCGCUUCUGGAACGCGGAGGAGGCCCCGCUGCCAGAGGGCAUCGCGGAGCCCGCCGUGGCGGCGCCGCCGCACGCGCGCGUCGAGGCCAUGAGGCUGCAGAGGUGCACGCAGCUGAGGAAGCUGCUGUCCAGGCGGUGCUCCGCCCACGGCAUCACCGAGCCCGUGCUGGCCUUCGAGCGUUGGCUCGCGCGCUGCCGGCUGAGGGAGGAGACCGCCCCCGGCGCCGACCGCGGCGCGCGCGGCAGCCGGCCCAGGCGCGCGCUCGACCCGCUGCUGCCCUCCAUUGCCGGCAGGCGGCCGGAGCCAGGACUGGUGGAGGAUCUGCAGCGCGCGUACCUGCCCGAGGCCCUCGCGCGCCAGGUGGCGGCGGAGCUCGGCAGCGAGAGCGAGGCCGCGGCGGCGGCCGUGGCCAGGGCCGCGGCCGGCAAGGGCGUCCCGCCGCCGCAGCCCGUGAGGGUUGCGGAGCACAG
Prorocentrum cordatum is the source of this 602-nucleotide messenger RNA. The record is from the annotation of a GenBank genome assembly. NCBI's taxonomy places the organism in Eukaryota, Dinophyceae, Prorocentrales, Prorocentraceae.